Messenger RNA from Perca flavescens (yellow perch), 1080 nucleotides. RefSeq names its product HUS1 checkpoint clamp component (gene hus1). The record is from RefSeq and is a predicted model, not a curated record. The transcript is spliced from 8 exons. Gene Ontology annotation, biological process: double-strand break repair via homologous recombination; mitotic DNA replication checkpoint signaling; telomere maintenance. The coding region runs from base 124 to 981 and encodes 285 amino acids. Lineage: Eukaryota; Metazoa; Chordata; Actinopteri; Perciformes; Percidae. Gene Ontology annotation, cellular component: checkpoint clamp complex; site of double-strand break; nucleolus.
UGUCGGACCUCAGACACGUUCGGACCAAACAAAGGCGGCGGUGCGCUUUAAAAAAACAGCUACCAAUGCCAAAUGAAGUGCGCAUCUCCCUGACCUCAGAGUUUAAGGAGCUGUAAACUCAAUAUGAAGUUUCGGGGGAAGAUCCUAGACAUCGCCUGUCUCAACCACUUCACCCGAGUCAUCACCACCAUCUCCAAGCUGACCAAGACGUGCGUCCUGCGUCUGACCCCAGACAACCUGUUCUUCGUCCUGUCCGGUAAAGUGGCCAACGGAGGCGUCAGCAUGUGGUGUGAACUGUCCCAGGCCAACUUCUUCGACGAGUACCAGAUGGAGGGCGUGUCCCCCGAGGACAACGAGAUCUGCCUGGAGGUGACCCCGGAGAACCUGUCCCGAGCGCUGAAGACCCUCCAGAACGCCAAGGCCGUCAAGGUCAAACUGACCAAGAAGCACUGUCCCUGCCUCACCAUCGCCGCCGAGCUGCCCACCCUCUCCAGCAUCAAUCGAGUCGUCACCCACGACGUCCCGGUGGACGUCAUCCCCCGCAGACUCUGGAACGAGUUCAAAGAGCCGAGCAUGCCCGACUUCGACGUCAGUAUCUACCUGCCUCCUCUGAAGACACUGAAGAACAUCGUGGACAGAAUGAAGAACCUCUCCAACUUCCUGGUGAUGGAGGCCAACCUGAGCGGAGAGAUGAACCUGAAGAUUGAGACAGAUCUGGUUUCUGUCACCACUCACUUCAAAGACCUGGGAAACCCUCCGUGGGGUGACGAGGCCUCCCAGGACGGCGGUCCGUCUCAGAGCAGGGACCCAGAGGACAUGGCCCAGGCCAGGGUGGACAUCAGGAAGCUGCAGCAGUUCCUCAUGGGUCAGCAGGUCAACCCCAGCAAGGCCAUGUGCAAUAUCGUCCACGAGAGAGUCGUCCACCUGAUUCUGCUGCAUGAAGACGUGUCGCUGCAGUAUUUCAUCCCCGCUGUGGCGUAGACCUUCUGCAGACCCCAGUCAGUUCUGCUCAAAAACUCACAAUGUCUGGGGGUCUGUCCCACAUGGAGGCUGGUUUCAGUCCUCGGACCUAAGGAAGAG